Messenger RNA from Daphnia pulicaria, 3247 nucleotides. Its product is annotated as allatostatin-A receptor-like. Gene Ontology annotation, cellular component: membrane. NCBI's taxonomy places the organism in Eukaryota, Metazoa, Arthropoda, Branchiopoda, Diplostraca, Daphniidae. Gene Ontology annotation, biological process: neuropeptide signaling pathway. Bases 1268 to 2365 code for a protein of 365 amino acids. Gene Ontology annotation, molecular function: G protein-coupled peptide receptor activity. The record is from RefSeq and is a predicted model, not a curated record. The transcript is spliced from 10 exons.
AUGCUGUGAGUUUAUUUCUUAUUAACUUUACUAUGUAUGGUUCAAUUUGAUGGGCACGGUCGUAUUGAAAUUGGUCGAGAAAGAGGUAAAAAUGUGUUUUGCUUUAAAUACUACUUUAACAUACUUAUCUUUUUCUUUUACCAUUUUAAUAAUGUUAUGCCCCGCAUCAAAAUUAUUUCUAAUUAUUUAUUGUUAAAUUAAAUCAUCGAGAUCUUCAUAAUCAUCAACACUGAAUUUAACCAGAGCUUGGCGUGGUCGAUGACGUCGUAGUUGAAUCUGUGGUGCUUGUAACAGUAGUUGAGUCGGAAGUGCUUGUGACAGUAGUUGAAUCUGUCGUGCUGGUUACAGUGCUUGAAUCGGUGGUGCUGCUGGCCGUAGUAGUUGAAUCUUAUUUUGGUAAAUAUUUUAAAAAAUGUAUAGUGAUCUUAGAAUUACGAAUGUGGAUUCAUACUAAGUACUAACCUGAUGUGGAAGUUGGCGUCGAUCCUGUGGUUGUAGUCGCCGAUGUAGUGGUGGAGGCCGGAGUGGUGGAGGAGGCGGUGGUUGAAGCGGCAGUAGUACUGGACGCAGCAGCGGUAUUAGAUCCUGGACAAACAACAACUCCGGCUGGAAGACAAUUUGCGCCUUUCAAAGUGAUUAUCGUGUACCUGGUGACGAGGACGGCCGGAGUCGGUUGCGGUCGGAAAAUGCCGCUGAAAAUGUUGGAGAGAAGAGAAGAAAAGGCGUAAAAAGCGCCGAAAAGCGGAUCUGCGACCCUGUAAACUGGCUGAUCUGACGGUUUAUCGAGCGACGACUGAAUACUGAAUGGGGAAAUGAACUGCGGAUCGGACUGGUAGGGGCGGAUGGCCAUUCCAUUACGGAAAGAUAAGAUAUUUAUGCUUACUGGAUGACUUGAGUGGGUUUCAGCGGCUGGUACUGUUGGUGGAUGUCGUCCUGGCUGACGAAGACAUGGUCGGCAUAUAAUGGAAGAUUCCAGUAUUGUCUCUUCCGGCGACACACUGUUGUGGCGGAAGGUGCUUCUAAUUUCGCGCAGUCAAACCUCUUACUAAAAAAAAAUUAUCAAUCAAAUUUUAAACAGUUGCUGUGGUGGUGACAACGGUGGUAACGGUAGCGGCUGCCCGAUAUUCGGGCACUUGGUGUAUGACGUGAUUGUUCCAUAACGGUGAUUCUUCGCGGACGACGGCAGCCUGUACGGAAGCGAUGAUCAGUACGAACAGAAAAAUUGUUUAUGCCACGCCGUAUCAAAAAUUGAUCUUCUCCGUGAAAAAUGGAUGUGAUGGAAAUGGCCGAAAUUGACACCGACGGGAGCCCGAUUUUAGAUUUUCAACAUUUACAGCAUUUGAUGGAAGAUAUCUUCACGCUGUGCAAUAACCAGUCACGCUGUACUGCUUCCUCCUUUGUUGCAAACGGCACCUCCGAUUUAAAAGAAGCCAGUUUAGAUUUGGACUUUCGUGAAUUUAAUAUGCAACGCAUCAUUUCUAUUGUGGUGCCAAUCAUAUUCGGAAUAAUUGCCAUAGUAGGAUUCUUUGGCAAUGCCCUAGUUGUGGUGGUGGUCAUUGCCAAUUCGCAGAUGCGCAGCACGACCAACCUGCUCAUCAUCAAUUUAGCAUUGGCCGAUCUUUUAUUUAUCGUGUUUUGCGUUCCAUUCACUGCUUCGGAUUACGCCUUACCAUUUUGGCCGUAUGGCGACGUUUGGUGCAAAAUUGUCCAAUAUCUAGUCAUCGUAACAGCCUACGCUAGUGUCUACACUCUAGUCCUCAUGUCGCUUGAUCGCUACUUGGCAGUCGUGCACCCGUUCACUUCCAAAUCAAUUCGAACGAAGACCAACACUUAUUGGGCCAUCGCCGUCAUUUGGGUUGUUAUUUGUUUGGCCUGUGUUCCGCUACUGAUGGCUCACGGCCAAGUGAUGUACGUAUUUUCAGGCGAAGAGUAUUCAGUGUGCCAAUUUCUCCAAGAGGAAGGAUGGAGUCUGCAUAUGUUCCAAAUCACCUUUUUUGCAACUUCUUACGUCAUACCACUAUUGCUUAUUUGCGGUUUGUACAUGGGCAUGCUGACGCGCUUGUGGCGUAAGGAUGCACCAGUAGGGCGGGUCUCGGCUGAAAUCCAGCGUGGGAAAAAGCUACGUGUUACUCGCAUGGUUUGCACGGUAGUUGGCAGUUUUGCCGUCUGUUGGUUCCCCAUUCAACUCUUUCUCGUUUUGAAAAGUCUAGCCUUGUUUGAAAUGACCGCGCUCACAGUCAUGAUACAAAUUACUUCGCACAUACUAGCGUACAUGAACUCGUGUGUAAAUCCUUUUCUUUAUGCGUUUAUUUCGGAUAACUUUCUGAAAGCGUUUCGUAAAUUUGUGUAUUGUCCCAGCAGGUAAGAAUUCCACCGAAAUUUGUAUUCAUCACUCGUAUAUUCACCGAAAAUGUUAUUGCUUGAUAAAUAAUUUUAUUUCCGCUUUGAAAUAAUUAUCUUAAUAAAAUUUUACUGGUGUUUUAUUGUAAGCAAUUUCGCAGAUUGCAGUUGGCAGAAAGUUUGUUGCAGAAAAUAAACGGCAACUCUGCUUGAAUUAUGAAACAUGACAGUAAAAAUUAUGACAUAUCAGUUAUCGUUGACUCAUUGUUUAAGAGGAUUUUGACCGUGGCUGAUCUCUUCGUGAAAAUGUAAUUAAUGUGCACCAGGAAAUAGCCUUUUUUAUUCAUGGUGAUGCUGUAUACGUCUUGUUCCGAAAUUAUCUUGGCUGCCAUUGCUCAAAGUCUCAGACAGGGUGAGACAGCCAAGAGAAAGUGCUUGCACAUCACAUCUUUGACGGAAGUAACUCCCACCUGUUGAUUUCCUUCAAGUGCUUCAAGCUUGCCAGCUUAAUACUUCACGAGGCCGUCGACACAUGUCGUAGUAAACAACAAGUCGCUUCUCUUUGACAAUGUCAAAUUUUACUGUGAGGGUACAACAAUACGCCACCCCAUCGCGUAAUCGGACUACGCCCAUUGAAUCUUGCUUGAAAGUUUUAAUAUUGGCAAUCUAACAAUCAUACGAUACAAAUCAAGAAAUAUGCAAUCCUUAAUUUUUAUCUGGUUAUCCCCUUUGCCGUCGUCUUCAUCAGUGCAAUUCUGAGAAGUAUCGGUUAAUAUUGAUUUUGAAACGUAAAUUGACAUCAAUGUGAAAUCAAGUCAUUCUAAUAGGAUCCUUUUUUUUUAAAGUUUAACUCUGAAGAUAAAAUCAGUGAGUCUUUUCCAUUCUGUUGUAUUACCUUUUCACAUGA